GAAAAAUUCUGAACAUCAAUUGAGCUUUAUAUACAAACUCUUCACUUCAAUUAACGCCUAAUACUCCUUGACCAUUUUUGAAUCACUCAUCGCACAAUGUCCUUUACACGCACCCCCCUCCGCCUCUCGCGGGCUAUCAAGACCACACGCCCCCAAGUCACCCGCCGUACAUACGCCUCAGAGCCUGCGCCGCAACAGGGCGGCAACAACUCGACAUGGAUGAUCAUUACCGCCGCCCUCGGCAUCCCUGCCGCGUAUUAUCUCUUCGCGGGUCGCGGAGAUACCCACCCAACCCCCUCUGAGAAGGACCAGCCAGCGAGCCGAAAGGCUCCUGCUGGAGGGAACAGCAUGUCGUCGAAGCAGGAAGGUCUGAGCAACAAGGAUACGAGCAACCCAUAUAUCAACGAGCCCGGCAAGAGUAUAACGGGCGAAGGCGAGACAGAGUCGGCCAAAUUCAAGGGGACGGUUUCGCCGCAGAGGCCGCAAAACUGAGCACGUGCUCUUUGUAUGAUACGAAACUAUUGAGGGUCCAGUAAUAGAAUAAGCAAUUGUACACAUUUGCAUAAAC
This is a messenger RNA of Aspergillus nidulans FGSC A4, 568 nucleotides long. RefSeq lists its product as uncharacterized. NCBI's taxonomy places the organism in Eukaryota, Fungi, Ascomycota, Eurotiomycetes, Eurotiales, Aspergillaceae. The transcript has 2 exons. The record is from RefSeq and is a predicted model, not a curated record. Bases 97 to 492 code for a protein of 131 amino acids.